AGCUUUAGAGGCCUUCCGACAUACGUCAGGCUCUUUAAUUUACUAUUGUUUUCUGCCUCAAUUCUCCACUUCUUCCAAACUCUCUCUUUAGCUUACAACUCAAUACCUCUGUAAAUUGGGAUUUCUUCAUUUUUCACCUUCAGCAUUUGAUCAUGGCGGAAACCGCUCACAAUAAUCUCAAUGCUAAACUCGUGUUGUUGGGGGACAUGGGAGCUGGUAAAUCAAGCUUGGUUAUACGAUUCGUCAAGGGACAAUUCCUUGAAUUCCAAGAAUCGACGAUCGGAGCGGCUUUCUUUUCGUCUACGGUUUCAGUUAAUAAUUCUACGGUGAAGUUUGAGAUCUGGGAUACUGCUGGUCAGGAGAGGUACCAUAGCUUAGCGCCUAUGUACUACAGAGGUGCUGCAGCUGCUAUCAUCGUCUAUGACAUCACCAGCACUGAUUCAUUUGUACGGGCAAAGAAAUGGGUGCAAGAAUUGCAGAAGCAAGGUAAUCCCAAUAUGGUCAUGGCUCUUACUGGCAACAAGGCUGAUCUAGAAGAUAAGAGGAAGGUGACUGCAGAGGAAGCACGCUUGUACGCAGAGGAAAAUGGCCUAUUUUUCAUGGAAACCUCUGCCAAAACUGCUGCUAAUGUCAACGAUAUAUUUUACAAAAUCGCUAAACGAUUGCCUAGAGGUCAGCCUGCUCAAAAUCCGGCAGGAAUGGUACUUGUUGACAGAACAGCAGAAGGAUCACAAACUGCAUCAUGCUGCAGUUAAGUAUUAUCAUCUCGAUCGCUCCAUUGAUUUCGUGAACUGGAGACAUUUCUUGCUCUUCAUGUUGUGCUGGUAUGGGAGUUGAAGACAGGAAAUUGGAAGUCAUGUUUAUUGGGAGAUACACAGUAGAAUAUGUAUGUAAACUGUAUUUAAAAGCGCCAUAUCUGAGGUGAUUGUAUCUUUUGUUCAUUCAAGUUGUAAAUAGUUUGAAUUUCCCCCC
Solanum verrucosum is the source of this 972-nucleotide messenger RNA. Its product is annotated as ras-related protein Rab5. Gene Ontology annotation, molecular function: GTPase activity; GTP binding. The transcript is spliced from 7 exons. NCBI's taxonomy places the organism in Eukaryota, Viridiplantae, Streptophyta, Magnoliopsida, Solanales, Solanaceae. The coding region runs from base 153 to 755 and encodes 200 amino acids. The record is from RefSeq and is a predicted model, not a curated record.